This is a messenger RNA of Armigeres subalbatus, 1360 nucleotides long. RefSeq names its product phospholipase A2 group XV-like. Bases 87 to 1184 code for a protein of 365 amino acids. Lineage: Eukaryota; Metazoa; Arthropoda; Insecta; Diptera; Culicidae. The transcript has 5 exons. Gene Ontology annotation, biological process: lipid metabolic process. The record is from RefSeq and is a predicted model, not a curated record.
UAUUAAAAACCUUCCUUUUCAUACCAUAUUGUAAACGAAAUCAAUCAAAUUUAGUAGUUUGUAUAAACACAAUUUGCUUUCAUAAUAUGCAUUUUCUACUAUUGAUCCUCUUGAGCCAAUUUUUGGCAUUGGCCCAUGGAAUACAUAUGUUCAGUAUGAACCGAAUCCCGUUUAUAGACAAUUUAGAAAAAGUGCUCCCUCACCAUGAUGUUCCACAACAAACUGAGAAACGUCUAUCUCCAGUAAUUCUGAUUCCCGGUGAUGGCGGUAGCCGGAUGGAUGCCAUGUUGGACAAGCCGGAUCGUGUCCAUUAUUACUGUAGCCUGCAGACUGACAUGUUUUACGAUAUAUGGCUAAACAAGGAACUUAUGGUCUGGGGAGUGAUCGAUUGUCUUGUAGAUAACCUUCGGCUGGUGUAUAACAAUAUAACCAGAAAGACGGAGAACGCACCAGGAGUUACAAUUCGAAUUCCCGGCUGGGGCUAUUCAGAAACGGUCGAGUGGAUCGAUACAUCACACGCUAGUGUUAGUGCGUACUACGUCAAUCUUGCCAAUACAUUGGUUAUGAAUGGAUACCAUCGUGGUAUUUCUAUUCGAGGGGCACCGUACGAUUUUAGAAAAGCACCCAACGAAAAUUUCAUGUUCCCAAUCAAAAUGAAGAUGUUAGUCGAAGAGGCAUACCAAAUAAAUGGUAAAACUCCGGUUACCCUGAUAGCCCACAGCAUGGGCGGCCCAAUGGUGUUGAAUUUUCUCCACCAACAGUCUCAAAGAUGGAAGGAUAAAUACAUUCGGCGCCUUAUUUCACUAGCCGGUGCAUGGGGAGGAUCUAUCAAAUCAAUGAAAGUAUACGCCAUGGGAGACAACCUGAACUCAGACUUUGUUAGCAAUGCGGCAAUACGGGCGUUGGAAAUUACGACCCCAUCGUUGGCCUGGCUAAUGCCGAGUCCAUUAGUGUUCAAACCGCAAACCGUUCUCGCCAGAACGAACACCCGUAGCUAUACGAUGGAAGACCUUGAAGAUUUCUUUCAUGACAUCGACUGUCCAGAGUGCUGGGAAAUGCACAAAGAUGUUCUACCCUACAUGCUGAAUUUCGUGAAAGAAUAUGCCGGCAACGAUCACAUGGGAAUCUUGGCGAACCUUACGGUGCUGGAUGAUAUUGCUGUGCUGCAGCUACAAGAUUUAUAGUGAAUUGUAGAAAAUAAUUGUUGCACGUCACGAUUUGAAUCGAUUUAUACCAAUACUGUUUGUUCCCUAUGAUAAGAAGGUAUGCAUUUGUUUUAAUAUGUUAAAAUCAUGUGUUGUUACGUUUGUUUUGAUAGGAUAUAGAUUUUAUAAAUAAACUAUUAUUUUUUAAGCUGAAA